AUGUCGUUAAUGGAUUUUGGAAAUGAAACUGACACAGAUAUAAUGUUUGAUCCAAAACCAACUAUUUGGCAAACUUGGGGUAUUGGUUUAAUUAUUGUAACGAUUACAGCAUUUGGACCACCAAUUUGUAUUAUUAUUGUACCAUUUCUUAAUAAAACACUUUAUGAAAUUUUUAUGACAUUUUUGAUUGCAUUUGGUAUUGGAACACUUUCCGGUUCAACAUUAUAUGUGCUUUUACCGGGAGCAUUUGGUUUAAAUAUUGUGGAGCAAAAUUUUUAUACAACAAAAAUUUCUAUAAUAUUAAUUGCAUUAUAUGCAUUUUUUUCAGUGGAUCGCAUUCUUGCAUAUGUUUUGCAUUUUCGAAAAAUCCGAUCAAAAGGACAAAAAUUUCAUCAAUCAACACUAAAUAAAAUUAUUAAAAAAGAGAGAAAUAUGAAUAAUUCAAUAACAAUGGAUGAUAAUCUUACAAUACCACGAAUUAUACUUACAUCCGGAAAUCAUGAUAAUACUGAAAAUGACGAUAAUGAUGAUGAUGAGGAUGAUGAUUUGGAAUUUUAUGAAUUAGAAAAGGAUCGCUUAAAGAGUGAAUUUGAAGCAGCAAUGGUUAGUAAUAUGCUUUCAAGGAAGAUGUCAUGCAAACUUCAAACAACUUUAUUAACAGUAAUGGAUGACAAUAAGACUUCAGUGGAACACAGUUCACAUCGUAAAAAUAAAGAUCCAAAUGAUAAGGUAUCAGUGAAUGUUGAAAUUGUCGAAGAGAAAAUAUUAGAUCCAUCAGAAUUUGAUAUUGCAACGGUAGCAUGGAUGAUAAUAUUUGGUAAUUUAAUGAAUAAUUUUGUUGAUGGUAUGAGUAAUGGUGCUGCAUUUGCAAAUUCAUUAGCACGUGGUUUAUCAGUUGGGAUUGCUGUGAUCACACAACAGUUACCACAAGAAAUUGGAACAUUGGCAAUUUUAAUUCAAUCUGGACUUGGAUUUAAACGAACGCUUUGUUUAAAUUUAUUACCAAAUUCGCUUAGCUAUGUGGGUUUUAUUGUUGGUGUAUUAAUUGGUGAUGCAAAUGAAUCAUAUGGAAAUUAUGUCUUCGCCGUAUCAUCCGGAAUGUAUUUGUAUAUUUUCCUUGGUACAUUGAUACCAGAAAUUCGUGAUUCAAUAAAUGAGCAAAUUAAAGUGGAUUUGAAACGAAGCAUACGAUCAACUGCUUUACAAGCUAUUGGUAUAUCAAUGGGAAUUAUUUUUAUGUAUUUGAUAUGUAAAUAUGGCAAUAAAAUUUAUAUGUUAUAA
Molecule: messenger RNA, 1281 nt
Organism: Brugia malayi
Lineage: Eukaryota; Metazoa; Nematoda; Chromadorea; Rhabditida; Onchocercidae
Gene: Bma-zipt-16.2
Exons: 9
Coding region: 1-1281 (426 amino acids)
Biological process (GO): intracellular zinc ion homeostasis; zinc ion import across plasma membrane
Cellular component (GO): membrane
Molecular function (GO): zinc ion transmembrane transporter activity
Source: RefSeq, a predicted model, not a curated record